AAUGAAUAAAACAUACCCUUCUACAGAAGUGUGGAUUUAGAUGAAUAAUCAAUUAUAAAAGAAUAUUUAAAACAACAAGAUUAAAGUGUAAGACUUAACUAGCCUAAACUUUGCAUUUGAUGAUUUGGCACUGCUUUAACACUAAUUAAAUCAUUCAAUUAAUUUAUGGAAGACCUCUUAAAUUUCACAAAAUGAUUUUCUAUUAAUAAAUUAAUAGAUCCCUUUUCUUAUAAAUGCAUUGAACUAAAAUUUGUCAACAUUAACAACAAUGUUAAUUUUGGGUAAAUGUUUUUUUUUAUAUAGAUUUAUUCAUUUUAAUGGCUUUUAAACAUUAUGACAAUGUAGGGAAGGUCUUAAUAUAAAAUUUUGGUGUUCCAUAUUUGCUUAAUAGAAUACAAGAUGAAAACUUAGAGGUUUGUUAAAAAUCAUUUAAACUCCUAGGAAUAAUUCCUAAAAAUUAUUUGAAUGAUAUAGAUGCCUUACCCAUAUUAAUCAAUAUAUCUCUAAAGAUAUGCGUUGAUUCUCAUGAAUUUUUUGACAUAAUAAUUGAAAUAGCCAGAUAUACUAAGAGAAAAGCCGUAUUUAUUAUAUUAAAUUAAUUAGCAUUUACAAUUAGUUUGCAAAUACAUUCUUUAAGCAAAUUAUAUCGAUCCUUUAUUUUAUUUAAAGAAAGUAGUAUACUUAAUUCAUAAAUCCCCAGUUAAGGAAGAAGUAUCAAAAAUAUUUUUAGAAUAUUAAAUUUUAGUUGUUUUAAGAAAAAUUAAGAAAAGUUUAUCAUCUAAUAAUGAAUAGAUAUAUUUCUAUUGUAUCAAUCUGAUAUCAAUACUAAAGGAGCAUUCACAAUAAUCAAAAGAAUUCAUUUCAGAUCAAAUAUUGGAUUUUUUUCAUGUAAGUGUAGAUAAACAUAAUUAUACUUUUACUGAGAUAUAUUCUAAAAGUCUAUGUUAGUUAAUAUCUCAUGAUUCUAAUCUAAUCAAAGAAAUUAUCAAAAAUCAAUAAAUUAUGCAAAAUCUUUUGAAUUUUUAUGAUUAGAAAGCUAUUGUCAAUUUUAUCUUAUUUUUUAACAGACUUAUAGAAUUAGAUUUAGAGUUUGAAAUUAAAUAUUUAAUAAAAAAAGGAGUAUUGUCUAAAUAUUACUGUCAAUUAAAUCCAUAUAAUCUUGGUUUACAUUAAACUCUAUUAGGGAUAUAAUAACUUUUAAAAAAAGGUAAAAAAAUUCAUAAAACUUAGGAUAUAUUAAAGAUAAUUUGAAUUUAUUACAGAAAAAAGUUAGAAAUAGUUCUGCUAAAAAUUAGGAGGAUAAAAAUUUGUAAUUGGAAAUAAUUAGACUAAUUUAAUAAGAAAAGUAGUGA
Messenger RNA from Paramecium sonneborni, 1352 nucleotides. The record is from the annotation of a GenBank genome assembly. Lineage: Eukaryota; Ciliophora; Oligohymenophorea; Peniculida; Parameciidae.